Molecule: messenger RNA, 4866 nt
Organism: Trypanosoma cruzi
Lineage: Eukaryota; Euglenozoa; Kinetoplastea; Trypanosomatida; Trypanosomatidae
Exons: 1
Coding region: 1-4866 (1621 amino acids)
Biological process (GO): spindle organization; establishment of meiotic spindle localization; mitotic cell cycle
Cellular component (GO): spindle pole
Molecular function (GO): protein binding
Source: RefSeq, a predicted model, not a curated record
AUGGCCCUUUCCACGCACCGCUCAGUGCGGGUGUCACCAAGCGCCGCUGAGGAGUGGAUGAUGUCGCUCACCGCCCAAGGUGCCAUUGGCACAGUGAACCCCGAGAACCCGUCUUCUGUCGUUUCAGCCAUCCGAUUCCUUUUGCAAAUGUCUAUUGAGCUCGAUAAACACGGGAAUUAUGUCGAGAGCGUCAAGUGCGCAGAGUCCGCGUUGCUGCUACGUCAUGUCAACGAGGCGACCGUGACGCCGCUGCUUGCGCCUCUUAUUGCAGAGGAACUCAUUCCGCGCGGCCGCAGUAGAACCGUGGACCAGGCGGAGGAUCUCGUGUUGUGCUGCAACAACCACGCCGUGGCUGCAUUCAACGAAAAACAGUUUUUGGCAGCCGAGUUCUUUCUCGGAAAGGCGCUUUUCCUGACGGAUUUGCGUGGCAAGGAUGAGGCAAAUUAUUUUAUUGGCGCCGAGUCCCGAAGGUUGCGGCUUCGCGCAGCGACGCUGAAUAAUCUCGGCUGUAUGGAGAAGCGGCGGCAGCGGCUAGAGGAGUCACUUGGGUACUUGCGACAGGCUGUGGAACUUGAAGUGUCACUGGACACCACUUCGCGUGGGUCACCGUCGACAUAUUUGAACCUUUGCACGGUGCUGAAUGAAUUAAGCCAACACCACGAAGCAGUGAACGCGGCAGAGAACGCCAUUGCAGCACUUGAAGAGCAAAUGUCGCGGCAGAACAAGGAACAAUUGCCAGUGUCCGCCAUGAUGCUGGUGGUCGGCUUGUACAACUUGGGCGUCUCGCUUGAGCACCGCGGUCGUGAUGACGACGACUUCAAGGCCCGUGCCGCAUACAAUCGUGUCCUUGAGGUGAGCCGGAGGCAUUUUGUGGACCCCAAUUGUCCCACCGUUGAACUGGCAAUGGAGGCCGUGCGUCGCAUGCAUGCGGAAACAGCAUUUCAUGUGGAUCGAGUGGAAGCAAAAUCGCAACGAAGAAAAAAGCUGCCCUCCGAUCCGACACGACCGUUAAAACCGUUGUCACAAGAAAAGGAAGAGCAGAAUUUGGUGCAGACACUUCCAAAAGAUUUGCAUGAAGCGCCGGAGAAGUCAUGGCCACAGUUGCAACAGCAGCCACCGAAGGUUCCAAUCUCACCGUUGGUUCCCGUCACCGAGGCUGUAGCUUAUGCUGCUUCACAGAGCCAAAGCAUUCAUUCACGCAUAUCAUGCCCGGCGUCGGAACGCUCCGUGGUUUCCGUGCCGUUUGCUUCUCCCGUGACUUCUUGGAGUGGAGGUGCUCCUUCUUCACUCCCGAGCGUGGGGACACCCGCAUCUCUCCGCAGCGCCUCCGUACCGAUGCAGGCACACACAGUGCCUGGUCCUGCGGCUCCGCGUGCGGUGGCCUCAUCCCGUGUAUCCAUCGCAUUUCAUGCGGAUAUUCCCACCGCUACAGGACAACGAAGCUCACUGUUUCAGUCACAGAGACUCCCUAGCGGCGAUGGAAAGCAACCCCUUCCACGGCCAGCGGUGCUUGCACCAAUAGUUCGGGAGGCUGAUUCGACGCCGACUACAACCAACACCGCAUCUAAGGGAGAGCAACGUCUAAGCCUUAGUUCUGUACUGCAGCCGAGGCCUUCUCAAAAAACAGCUGGUUCAUUUGAUUCCGUCACGGCAAGUGGAGUUUUGAAUCCAUUUGCUCGCCGCGUCUUUGGGAAUGUUGCGUCGCAGGAUCAACAAAGGAGAAGCUCGGUGUUUACGUCACUGCGAAGUGUGACAGGGUCAGAGGCUCAAGCGAUGGAGAAACACGUGCGAAGGUCUAUGUUACAGCAGUCAAAGGCGGAAGAGGCAAAACGGAGAGCGGAUGUCCCUGGAAGGAGAGGCAGCGCAGCCGCCAAGGCAAAGGAACGGGAACAAAAACGUCUUGCCAGAGAAGAAGCUCGAAAUGAUGCGGAAAUGGCAGAAGUCUUGUACGAAAAGUUUGUGAAUGGGAUGCGUGCAGAUAAACUGAACCGGUGCCAUUCUGCUGCCAUACAAAUUCAGCGCAUAUGGCGUGGAUGCCUAGCCCGUACGCUUUUGUAUCUGAUGGUGGUUGCGGCUCGAAAGAUACAACGUGUAUUCCGCGUGUAUCUCGUCAAGCUCAUCGCCACACGUCGCGCAGAAGAAGAACGACUUGCUAAAAUUCAAGCCGAACGAGAGAAGCAGGAAAUGGGGGCUGCCAUUGUGUUGCAGGUACGCGUACGGCAAUUCCUUCGACGGUUAGAAAUUCGGCGGGCCUACUUCGCGCGUAAGAUGCGGCGGUACUACUCCGCACGGCGGAUUCAACGGGGGUACCGAGCCUAUUUGAGAUGGAAGGAAGAAACCAUCGCAGCCCUUAUGGAAGCUCAACGCUUAGAGGAGAGAAGAAAGAUGCAAUUAGCUAUGAAUGCUGCCCGGCGCAUACAAUGGGCAUUUAAACGCUAUUUGAGACGAAAAGAGGAAAUUAAGGCAUCUGAGUUGCUGCUACGAAGUGAACGGGCGGCAGCAAAAAUACAAGCCCUGGUACGUGGGGUUUUGGCUCGGGCUUGGUUCAGUUACUACAAGUUGUACCGCCGCCAGCAGGAGCUGAGGUCGGCGGCGAACCAAAAACGGAUCAUCCUCAUUCAAGCCUGUGCUCGCGUCCUUCUUGCUGUUCAACUCCGCCGUCUCAAGGAGGUGGAUCUUUUGCAUCGUCUACAUCAGGCUGCGUUAAGACGAGCAGCGACGAAGAUUCAAUGCCAAUGGCGUCGCCGUGUCGCUCGUAUUAAGUUUGAGCGUUUGCUUGCUGAGCAUGAAAUGCGAAUGCGACGUGCAACUAAGAUUCAGCGGUGGUACGCGACGUGCGUUUUGCGUCGUCGAUUCCUUGAAAUACAUGAACGCAAUCGCCGUCAAGAUGCGGCUGCAAAGAUUAAGCAGUGGUACCAUGAUCGCAAGUUGCAUAUAAAGGAAAAGGAGGUAGCCCGAUAUCACGCCUACUUGGCCCGCCGACAGCGUCUGGCGCUUCUCCAGGCACAGUCUAUAGUUUUGCUGCAGGCUUGGGGACGUUGUUUCAUUAGUACCGUGCUUGUUCGGAGUGUGAGAAGCUCCUUUUUGCGUUUCACAUUGUAUACGGAAGUGUUUCAACGUAUUGGACGUGGUUAUGCAGGUCGUCGACUCGCGUGCCGCAUACGUUGCCGCCUCCUUUAUGAAUCCAGGAUGCGCGUGGAGGACCACCGAAGGACGGUAGCCGCCUGCGUCGUACAACGCGCAUGGCGCUGUGCCAUGGCAAAAGACACUGUGGAACAGUUGCGGCGACGCCAUGCAGCCAGUGCGUCUAUUGCUAAGCAUUACAGAGGAUACGUGUGUCGCAAGGAACUUGUUCGACUUCGUGAGGCCAAACGGUUGGAGAAGGAAACACGUGCGGUUCUUGUUAUGCAACGAGCCGCGCGUCAGUUUCUCCAGCGGCUGGAGCUCGUUCGACUUGACAGGUACCACCGAAUAAGAAGGCAAAAGAAACUUGCCCAUAUGCGACGUGAGGAGGCUGCCGUAACUUUGCAGGCGGCUUGGCGUGGACGUGCGACACGAAUGGCACUUGAGCGCGAAAGAAAGUCGUUAGAGGCGCUUGUGGUGCAUGUUGUGAAGAUCCAACAAGCCUGGCGAACACGUAAGUUCCGCCGGAAUAUUAAUGCGGAAGUGAAGCGGCGCUCCUAUGAACGUAUGUCUCGCUCUCGGGCUGCUCUCACGGUACAGUGUUUUUGGAGAAAAAUGAUGGCCGCAGAGGAAGCUGCCCGAUUGCGCGAGUUGAGCCGACUUCGUCAGGCGAAGGCGGUUGUAAUACAGUCCUGGUGGCGCCGUUUUUUGGCGAAGUGGGAACUCGAGACACUUCGAAACCAACGAAGAGAGGAGAUGGCGCUCCAACUUCACUACAUGGAGAGGUGGGAGAAUACAGUGACACUUGUCAACACGGCUCUUCGUGUUUGCUUGGCUCAGCAGCAGCUGUUAGCUCGCAAACGCAAACAACUUCUCACGCUCUUAACGGAUAAGGAAAGGGAACGUUUUUUGAGUCGAAAUGGAGCCGCCAUUAAAAUACAGGCAGUGUACCGCGGCCACUAUGAGCGAGUCUACGCGCGUGGAAUUAGAAGAGAAAAGGAAGAAGAAGAACGCCGAAAACGCCAUCGUGAGGCUCUUGAGAAGCGUAGUGCGGUUAUCAUUCAAUGUGCGUAUCGAUCGUGGAGGGCCAUUCGUGAGGCCAAUGCUCGGCGUGCCGCAAAGCGCGCAAAGGCGCUGGAGGAGGAAAUGGAACAUUUAACCACAGUUGAUCCGCAUGAAGUGGUUAGACAAUUAUUCUGGGUGUAUGAGUUUACCACAAGGCGUGACUUGGCAAAGAUUUCUCUUGAGAACUCCAAUGCGCGUCGCAGAGCCGCCAAAGUGAUUCAGAGGGGGAUUCGGCAAUGGCUUGCCAGAAGGCAGUUGGCGAAAUUGCGCCGCGAGAAAGCAGAAACACAUGCGGCGAAAACAAUCCAAGCCUACUGGAUCCAAUACCGGUCGCGGGAGAUGCAAAAGUCCUCGGAGAGGGAGUGUCGGGCGGCCGUCAUCAUUCAGGCACACUUUCGUGGAAACUUGGUCCGGCGGGAGUGGGAACAAUUGCGAAAGCAGAUGGCGUAUGAACAGCAGCAUAAAGUGCUCGAUGAAGAAAUUUACGAUCGGGCAGCCACCAAACUUCAGUCCUUCUGGCGACGAAUUUGGGCGCAGCAUAUGGCCGAGCAACUACGAGAAGAGAGGAGAACGAUCAAAGUGCAGCAAGUUUUGGACGAGGCCGCCAGCACAAUUCAACGUGCAUACCGGCACCACAGGCAGCGUCGUUCCAUUGCGGGGUCAAAGAAUGUAAUCUAG